This is a messenger RNA of Patella vulgata (common limpet), 2939 nucleotides long. RefSeq names its product tyramine beta-hydroxylase. The transcript is spliced from 10 exons. The record is from RefSeq and is a predicted model, not a curated record. The coding region runs from base 381 to 2072 and encodes 563 amino acids. Gene Ontology annotation, molecular function: copper ion binding; dopamine beta-monooxygenase activity. NCBI's taxonomy places the organism in Eukaryota, Metazoa, Mollusca, Gastropoda, Patellidae.
UAACAUUGUAUAGUCAAAGUCAUGUGAUUAACAAAAUAACUUAUAAAAUAACCGUCUUCGGUACAAUUCCCACAAUUAAUAUAACCCUAGAUGGUAAAAGGUGAAACUUUAAGAAAGUAUACUUCGACUAAGCAAGGCUGUAUACUACCAUAGAGUGAACACAAUCACGGUAUUCUAGGUUUCAUCCCGUUUCCAGGACAGUUACUCUGCUUGCCGGACGUGCUGUUCUCCGUAUAUGAUGUUUAAUGUUUCCGGUAAUAAAUAGUUUCAAGGAUAGUUCAAGUCUUUAGUUAUUACCGAAGAUUCUCACUGCUACAGAUUGGUGGAGUGCUUUGUGAGGCAAGAUCUCGGAACCUUUUGCAAGCGAGUGUGAACUUGCAAUGUUUCUAGUUUUGAUUCUAGCCACUACAGUGGCUUGUGUCAGAGGUUAUGCUGGAUAUCAGGAGAAAAUACCUAAUGGGGGGAAUGUUCCCCACUCUUGUAAACCUAAUUACUUGUGGAAGGGUGUUGGUCAUUUAGACCAAGCUGGUGGAGGUGAGAGAAAUCAGUUUGGUAAAGAUUUUGCUCAAGCUGAACAUAAGUGGACUGUAGAAUUAUGUGAGAAAGAUUCAGAUGGAGAUGGUAUGAGUAAUGGUCAAGAAUUGGGAGAUCCUAAUUGUCAGUGGGAACAAGGGAAAGCACCAGAUCGUGAUACACUACUGAGUCAUCCGGGUAUUUGUGAUCCGUGGGGAAGUGCCAAAUGUAACGAGACAAAUUCCUGGGUUAAAUGUGAUAGUGAUGUUUUAACAUGUCCAGCUAUUGACGAGGAAGGUACACAGAGAAUGGACCUACGAAUAAACUUGACUUCCGUGCCUAAUAAAGAAACGACAUAUAUAUGCAUGACCUUUGAUUUACCAAGUGAUGAGGAGUAUCAUAUGAUCGCAACCAAACCCAUUAUUAAUGAAUCUAGAGUAAUGCAUCAUAUGCUGCUAUAUGCAUGUGCUGACACUGCUCCAGCAAUGACAGAACCUAAGGAAUGUGGUAUGGGCAGUGGCUGUGGGACUAUGAUUGGUGGGUGGACACUUGGGUCAGCAGGUGAUUGUUUACAUCAUGAAGCUGGUUUUAGAAUAGGAAAGGGUUUUGCUAAAAGGGCUCUUAUCCAGUAUCAUUGGAAUAAUCCAGAAAAACGAUCGGAUCUGAGUGAUUCUUCUGGAAUGGCCAUCUACUUUACCAAGACCCUACGAAAAUAUGAUGCUGGUGUAUUCAGAACUGGACAAAUAUAUUUAGAAAUCCCACCUUUGAUGCCUAAAGUUGUCCAGCAGUCAACGUGUAGUGCUAAAUGUACGAAGAGAAUCUUCAAAAAGCCUGCCUACCUGACAGGAGGUUCAAACCACAUGCACUAUUUGGGUGCAGCCCAACAUGUCUUACUGAGAAGAACUGAUGGUACUGAACAGAUGUUAACAAAUGAUCAACAAUUUAGAUAUGAUAAUCCUGUUGACUAUAAGUAUGAACCACCAAUUGUUGUAAACCCCGGUGAUAGCCUUGAAACAGUUUGUACUUACAAAUCAAUGAGUAGACACAACACUACAUUUUAUGGAGAAGGGACAUAUGAAGAAAUGUGCUUUGCCUUUUUCAACUAUUACCCAGCUGAUGCCAUCCAAGGCAUUUGUGAUACCAGAGGCAAUUUUGAAUACUGCGAUUAUCAGGAAAAGGGGUGCAAAAUGGGUCAACUAUUGAAUAUGACUCACCCAGAUACAAAAUCAUUAUUCGAUAAGGUGAUGUCGAAAUGUUCAGUUGCUGGUUAUUGUUAUCAUGGAUGCCGAGCUGUUGUUGAUGAGGUCAAGGAAACAAAUGGUUGCUUUAAGGACAGAGUGGCAGAUUUCACCUACAAAACUUUACUUAAAUAUUUGAGCCACAAGCUGGAAGUCUAUAAAUUUAUUUACGCAAUGCGGUCUUGUGAAUUCGCCACUGAAAACCCAAUUGUUUACCGAGAGUAUAAUAAGGGCAAUGACGUGAAUGAUGGAAAUGGAAGCAACAAUAACAACGUAGCCUUUUAUCUGGUUCUUAUGUGCUUGGUCUACAGAUUCAUUUGAGUUCAGGCUACCGCAUUCCAUUUCUAUCAAGAAACAGAUUAUAUAUUUUAAAUGUAUCCAUAUUUUCUUUUUUAAAAUUAAAAUAGGCACAGUCCAUUAUAUUUCUAGAAAAAAAAAUGAUUAUACCUUUUUAAAAAAAAAGAAGGUUUUGAUUUAUAAAAAGAAGAUGAAAAUGAUAUAUAUUAAAUACGACCUUAAUUUUUAAAGAAAAGGGUAUAUUUGUUUUUUUAAAAAAAGAGUAGGCCUGUAUUUGCAAGAGAAGAGAAUAUUUUUAAGAAAAGAGAAUAUGUUUAAGCAAGAGAAUAUUUUUAAGCAAAGAGUAUAUUUUCAAGCAAAGAGUAUAUUUUCAAGAAAAGAGUAUAUUUUCAAGAAAAGAGAAUAUUUUCAAGAAAAGAGAAUAUUUUCAAGAAAAGGGAACAUUUUUAUAUCAAUGAAUGCAUAUGCAUCUAUCGUUAUCUUACGAACUGAAAACAGUGUAACCCAUGUUAAUUUUUAAGAUUUUAUAUAAAAACAAAACCCUAAAAGCCCAAAACACUAUCUUUUUAUAUCAAGGAAUGUAAUCCUUUAGUGGCAUUUAGCAAUUGGAAACAUAACAAAACUAUACAGUUAUAUGGGACAACAAUCACUGGUUUAUUAUAUGGUUUCGCAUUGUACAUAUAUAUAGACCCUCAAGUUUACUAAAUGUUAUUGUGCUUGAUAACGAUAAGAGAAUACUUCUCGAAACGUCGUGUCUGUGUAUAAUAAACCAGUGAUUGUUGUCCCAUAUAACUGUAUAGUUUUUUUUUUAUCAAGGAAUGUAUAUGUAUCUAAUGAACUGGAAACGAUGUUACUCAUGUUAACACUCAAAUAAAUCCAUUUUUAAAUUUA